This is a messenger RNA of Aspergillus welwitschiae, 2327 nucleotides long. Its product is annotated as putative sucrose transporter. Gene Ontology annotation, cellular component: membrane. Gene Ontology annotation, biological process: transmembrane transport. The coding region runs from base 644 to 2311 and encodes 555 amino acids. The record is from RefSeq and is a predicted model, not a curated record. Gene Ontology annotation, molecular function: sucrose:proton symporter activity. NCBI's taxonomy places the organism in Eukaryota, Fungi, Ascomycota, Eurotiomycetes, Eurotiales, Aspergillaceae. The transcript has 4 exons.
CUCGAAGCUUUAGAUUUUAACAUUACUGCAUAGUAGAUACAUAUUAUCUAGAUAGAUUCCCUGCUACCGAAAGAGUGGGCCCGCGGCUGAAGGUGUUCCUCACAACCGAUAAACGAAAAAGUCAAACGUCUUACAUUGAUAACUGUUCUUAUCAAACCCGUCGACAUUAAUCUGCUUAAUAUACUAUCUAUCUACUACGUGCUUACUCUCCGGACAAAAGUUGACUAGCCGUAACUAGAGCAGAAUAAUGCUUACUAACACGCAUUUAGUAACUAACUAUGCUCCCCCAAACGGGUGACACAUUUUCAAUAAGUAACUAGAUAGAUGUUCUAAUAUUAAUCAUGAAACCAGACUAUGUGCUGCAGGUAGAUAUAAUGGCGUUCCCUCCAAAGUAUCUGUAACAGAUCUUUGCCUGUUCGGGAUCCAGGCGGUCAGUCCCGUCCAUGGAUUCCUCUUGAUGCCUGGGAAUAUUAAUGGAUCUGCUUUACUUUACUCCGCCCCAAUUCCGACGGAUGUAAACAACCUCCUUUAUCGAUUUCAACCUCUCAGCUAUCAUUCCUCUCGGAAUUUCGUCUGCUUUCGAAAUUGAACAUCUUUUCUACUGCUAGCAAAGAGACCGAUAAAUGCUCAACUGCCUGCUCUCAUGACAGAGCGCAGCAACGAGGCGGAGCCUCUCAUCCACGGUGGAUGGGUGCCGCCGGACUCGCAUAUACCGCCAGGUCCAUCCACCCCUGAUGAGGCAUCCAAGAGCAGCGCUUACCUCUUCACACUUACCCUAGCCAUGGGAGGUCUCCAGAUUGUCUAUUCGAUCCAGCAUUCCAGUGGAUCACCGUAUCUUCUAUCUCUAGGAAUGAGCAAAGCGCUGCUUGCCUUUGUCUGGAUUGCAGGGCCCCUUACAGGCACUCUGGUGCAGCCUUACAUUGGCAUCCGAAGUGACAAUUGCCGCAUCUCCUGGGGCAAGCGAAAGCCGUUCAUGGUAUUCGGUGGCGUGCUCUUGGCUAUCUGUUUGCUAGCCCUGGCUUGGGUGCGAGAACUUGUCGGCGGCUUAUUUGGCCUAUUUGGCCUUGAUGCUCAGGCAGCUGAAACCAAAACUGCAGUCAUCGUGGCUGCAACGCUCUUAAUGUACUGCCAAGACUUUGCCAUUAACACUGUCCAAGCAGCUACCCGGGCUUUCAUCGUCGAUAAUGCCCCGGCUCAUCAGCAGGAAGCGGCAAAUGCCUGGGCAAGCCGUCACGUCAGCGCAGGGAACAUCUUUGGCUUCAUCAUUGGCGGGCUGAAUCUGCCGAGGAUUAUCCCAUUCCUCGGGAAUACACAAUUCAAAGGCAUCAGCGUAAUUGCUAGUGUCUCACUAGCAAUCACUCUAUCCAUUGGUUGCGCUUAUAUCAAGGAAAAGGAUCCGCGCAUGGAGCCAUCUUCAUCUGCAAGUCUAGGGUUUGUAUCCCUGCUUCAGUCCAUUAAAGAAUCGGUUCAUCGCCUCCCUUUGCGUAUUCGCCAGGUCUAUAUUAUCCAGGCUGCAGCAUGGUUCGGGUGGUUUUCGUUUUUGUUCUACGCCACCACUUAUAUAGGGCAGUUGUAUGUGAACCCCAUCUUCGAAAGUCAUCAAGAUCUAUCGGAUGAUGAGAUCAACAAGGUAUGGGAGGAUGCUACACGCAUCGGUACUUUGGCUAUGCUCGUGAAUGCGCUAGUGUCUUUUGCAGCGAGUAUCAUCCUGCCAAUGCUAGUGGUUCCUUUAGAGAAACAAGAGGCAGCUGAAGCGAGCACUAGCUCGAGCAACUUCCGCUUGAAGUUAAGGAUUCCCGGUUUAUCACUACGCCGCGCAUGGCUUCUCUCUCAUUGCCUAUUUGCCAUCUGCAUGUUCAGCACAUUCUUUGUCUCGUCCCCGGGACAAGCAUCGGUAAUGACUGGCAUAAUUGGCAUUGCCUGGGCUGUCACGGCGUGGGCACCAUAUGCCCUGAUCGCAUCUGAGAUCGCGCAGGAAGACCCUGGACGACCGGCACAUCGUCGAGCAAGAUCCGGCGAAGUAGAAGGGGCAAGCAGUCUGCCAUAUGUUCAGGAAAUCGAUGAAACGAGAAGGACGGCACAAAAAUCAGCAAACCAAGCCGGCGUCGUUCUUGGUCUACAUAAUGUCGCUAUUUCCUUCCCCCAGAUUAUUUCCAGUGCUAUAGGAAGCGUCAUCUUCAAGGCGCUACAGAAGCCACGAGGGCAGCCUUGGGAUACCAGCACAAGCUGGGUCAUGAGACUGGGAGGAUGUGCUGCCAUUCUAGCAGCUUUCUUGACAAUGAGGCUCCAAGAGCAGUCUAGGAGAAAGUAGAACGCAUAUCGGAAAC